AUGGGAACAAAAACUAUGAAUAGGAGGAGUGUCGUGAUAUUUCCAUGGCUGGCGUACGCCACAUUACACCCUUCAUCGGACUGGCCAAGAAUCUUGCAGACAGAGGUUUCUUGGUCCAUUUAUGUUCGACCCCAGAUCAAAAACAACAUUUCUCAAUCCUAUUCCCAAUACAUUCGAUUACUGGAACUCCAUCUUCCAGAAUCGCCGGAUCUUCCUCCUCAGUACAAGACCACCAAUUGCCUCCCGCUCCACCUCCACGAUGCCCUCAAAAAGGUCCUGAAAAUGGCGGAACCUGAUUUCACCAAACUCUUGAAAACCUUGAACCCGGAUUUGCUAAUCUAUGAUGUCGUGCAAUUAUGGGCGGAAAAGGUUGCCUUGUCGCUUGAUAUCCCUUCUGUCCGGUUCUUCUCCGCCAGCGCCGCCAUGUGCUCGUACUUCACGCACAUGUUGACUAAUCCAGGCGCCGAGUAUCCCUUCCCGGCUCUCCGUCUCCGGCGAUACGAACAAACGAGAACUUGCGAGCUCAUGAAUCAGGGGACCCUCAGCGACAUGAUCGAGGCUUCAAUUCCGGCGGGCUGCCGAAGUUAA
Ipomoea nil (Japanese morning glory) is the source of this 588-nucleotide messenger RNA. Its product is annotated as beta-D-glucosyl crocetin beta-1,6-glucosyltransferase-like. The record is from RefSeq and is a predicted model, not a curated record. Lineage: Eukaryota; Viridiplantae; Streptophyta; Magnoliopsida; Solanales; Convolvulaceae. The coding region runs from base 1 to 588 and encodes 195 amino acids. The transcript has a single exon.